AUGCUCUUCCACCUAGCCAUGAUACUUCCGACGCUGCCGCCGAAAAUGCUGCCUGCGCUCUCGCACCUGGCGAACUCUCUCCACACGAUUGGCGACUACUACGUGGCAGGCGACAAUGACGCUGCUCUCAAUGUCGCCCGCGAGGAGCCGCUCAUGCUCCCUCUCGGAGCGGUAAUUGGCGGCCUGGCGCUGGCCUGGCGAGGCGGCUCGCUCCCCAAGCCGCCGCCGACGCUGCUCGCCGGCACAAAUCUCGACGGCAAGCCGCUGAGGCUCGCCUACAGGGCUUCGCGCGAUGGUUGGGGAGCGGAACGCUUUCACGACCGUGUCGACUUUUGCGGGAGUGCCCUCGUCGUGGCAGCGAGUGGCGGCGCGGUCGCGGGAGGCUACAACCCGUCUGGGUGGGCAUCCACCGAUGAUUACUCCUCCUCAACCAGCGCAUUCGUCUUUGCGAUUGAGCGCAGCGGCGUUUGGCAUCGAAUGGGCACCACAGGCGGCGCGGCCAUCUACGACAACGCACGAUCUGGGCCCACCUUUGGGUCUGAUGCACUAGUCGUCGGCGCGGGCAUGGCUCCGGUGAUGGGAGGAUUCGCCGGCCCCGACACCGAGAGCAUGCAGCAGCAAGGGAGCUUGCGAUCCGCCUCCUCCUUCCUCGGAUCCUCCUACAACCGCGGGCCGCCUCCCUACGAGGUGUCGCUCUUUGGCGGUCGGCGAACGCAGGUGCGCCUCCGCGAGGUGGAGGUCUGGGUGGCCGACACGCCGCGCAGCAAGGCGCCGUACCGCGAAAAAGGAGGGCGCGAGCCGCGCCGCACUUUGGCGGGCCGCGCGUCCUCGAGCGACUGGAAGCGCAUCUUUUCCGAGGCGGGCAAGCAGAAGUGA
Messenger RNA from Emiliania huxleyi CCMP1516, 876 nucleotides. RefSeq lists its product as hypothetical. The record is from RefSeq and is a predicted model, not a curated record. Lineage: Eukaryota; Haptophyta; Isochrysidales; Noelaerhabdaceae. The transcript has a single exon. The coding region runs from base 1 to 876 and encodes 291 amino acids.